AUGGACGACGACUUUGUGGACUACUCUGACUCCAAUUCAGAACCUCUCCUCGAUACCCCUGCAGCUCGAAAAUCCAAGCAAAAGGGCCCCGAUGCAGCCGCCGGUGCAGCGGGAGAGGAUGCUGCAAAACCACGCACAAAAGAAUCGCACUACACGACCGAGGAAGCUCGCGAGGCGGCAUUGCGCAGGGAGUUGGAGAGCGUGCGCAAUGUGAACAAAGUCAUCGAAGGUGUAGUUGAAAGCCUCGAGAAAGCAAAAAACAACAUGGACACCGUCUCGCACACCGUUCACAACGCAUCGACACUGCUCCAGACAUGGACACGCAUCCUCUCUCAAACAGAACACAACCAGCGUCUGAUUUUGAACCCCCAAUGGCAAGGAGCGACUCAAGAUCUUGCCGACAUACAGGACGAAGAGGCUCAGCGACAGCACGCCGCCGAACGCCGGGCCGCUGAGGAGGAGAGAAGAAAAGAAGCGGCCGCAAGGAAAGCGGAAGAAGAUCGGAGGAAAGCCGAGGCAGCUUCUAAGACGGGGACCAGAGGAAGAGGACGGGGAAGUGUCAGAACAAGGGGCGUACCCAGUUCUGGCUAUGGAGUCAGCAGACAGACGGGGCAGGGAGUCAACCGCAGUGGCUCUACUCGCGGACGCCCAGCAAGUGGUAUAGGACGGGGCUUGCGAGGCCGCGGAAGAGGUACUGCGUCGUGAGACUUGGUGAUAGAAAGAAGGAGGCGGUUGAAGAGAGAUAAAAACAUGAUACCCGACCAGGCCCGCAAU
This is a messenger RNA of Periconia digitata, 774 nucleotides long. The record is from the annotation of a GenBank genome assembly. Lineage: Eukaryota; Fungi; Ascomycota; Dothideomycetes; Pleosporales; Periconiaceae.